Molecule: messenger RNA, 3497 nt
Organism: Ruditapes philippinarum (Manila clam)
Lineage: Eukaryota; Metazoa; Mollusca; Bivalvia; Venerida; Veneridae
Product: espin-like
Exons: 13
Coding region: 105-3293 (1062 amino acids)
Molecular function (GO): protein binding
Source: RefSeq, a predicted model, not a curated record
GUCUACGUGACUUGAUUAAUCACCUGUCCGCAUGAGGGCGCAGCGAAUUUUGUAAACAAACCUGUAGGUGAGCAAUUAAAAACGCCCAAAUUCUUUAUAUUAAUAUGAAAUUGCCUGGAGAGGAGGUUUUAGAUGCAGCUGGAUGUGGUGACUUAGCAAGUCUUAGACGCUAUGACAAAGAUAUAUUGACUGACAACUUGUGUGAUGGCUCAGGGUGUAAUUGUCUACAUUAUGCAGCCAGGCAGGGUGGGGCUGACAUUCUUGAAUUUUUGGUGAAGGAAAGAGGAUUCCUUGGAUAUAAAAGAUCCAAUGUGGGGGCCACAGCAGCUCAUGAUGCAGCUGCAGCCGGGAACCUUGAAGCAUUAAAAUGGUUACUACAGUUUGGUGGAUGUUCUGUUGAUGACCAGGAUGGUACAGGGGCGACUGUAUUACAUCUGGCAGCAAGGUUUCACCACACUGAUAUAACAGAAUGGUUACUAGAUGCCAAACAAGCAGACGUUUCAAAACGGACAGCAAGUAACGGUCUCCCGUUACAUUUUGCAGUAGUUGGGGGAGAUUACGAUGCUGUGAAAGUUCUUCUUGAUGAAGAUCCCACGUCUGUGAAUUACCAGUUAAGUAAUGGUGCAACAGCCACAUACCUAGCAGCUCAACAAGGUCAUCUUGAGAUUUUACGUUUACUCAUACAGGAUUAUAGAGGAAACGUGAAAAUGAAAGCGUAUGACGGAAUGUCCAGUGUUCAUGCAGCCGCACAGUCAGGACAUCUAGACUGUGUGAGAUUUUUAGUUGAUGAAGAAAAAUGUAACUCAAAUGAUAGAGAUUUUGAUGGAGAAACCCCUCUUCAUUAUGCAGCUAGUCAAGGUCACGCCCUUGUUAUUGAUUGGUUGAUGAAAAUGGGCGGAGCUAAAGUGACAUUAGACAACUUAGGGGGCAGUCCCCUGCAUAACGCUGCAGAGUGUAAUCAAAUAGAGUGUGCCAAAGUGUUGAUAAGUAACGGCUGCAGCCCAGAAAUUACGGACAACAACGGACUGACGGCUGCGGAAUUAGCCCGUAAAUGCUACAACGAAAAAUGCGCUAAUCUCAUUGAAACUUUUCAACCCCAAAGUCAGUUUUUGAUUGACGAGGACGUUGCCUAUCUACAUUCUGUGCAAAGUCCGAGACCCGGCACUCAACACGAGCCUUCUGUUGUAACCAACGGUUAUGGUGAAUACCAGACGGUGUCUGACGUAACCAACGGUUACGCUCCAAAUUACCCAUCAUACAAUACUCAUAAUCACCAGGAAAAUCAUCAGGUCGGUCGAAUUGUAAACGGUACUCAAAAUCAAGUUAUUCAGGUCACAGUGCAUUCUGGGACAAAUCAGCAAGACGAGUCACAGGGAAGACUGAGCCCAGUGCAAGCUACAUCUCCAGUAAACUUCCGACAAGGACCAGCCUUGCUAGGUUCUGCACUUACAGGAAGUUAUACUGGUUCCUCUGUGAAAACGGUAGACAGGAAGUGGAUGAGACCGGCUCAGUUUCUGCUCGAGCUGACUCGACGAAUUUCCUGUCGGUAUCCGAGAAAUUUCUCUCAAGAUUGGUCAGUGGAACCAGAACGUAAUCAGUCUGGUUCCAGUUCAUCUCUUAGCUCUCUAUCUCAUCUGGAUGAUGCUAUAGCAGUUGCAACACAGGAAGUGGAGAGAGACAAGGUCUCCCAGAAUGCAUCUGUAUACAGGAAGUCAGAAAAACAAAUGCUCUUACCAACUCAGAAUCAAAAUAUUGUGGUAGAAAAACAUCCAUACUCAUCAACUGUUUUUCAAAGUCAGCAGAUAAAUAAGAGAACUGACUUUCUUUUACAGGGACCAAGAGAACCAAAAAGUGUAAAAUUUCAAGCUAAAACUAGUUAUAUUAAACCUGAUUCUUUAAAAAUGGAUGAAACAGUCAAAGAAGAAAAUGCUCGAAAUGAGAGAGAUAGUAUGUCUGUUAAAGUAUCCAAAACAGGAAAUAAUACUGUUGACAAGGAAAUAGUGAACAGUAAUGGUUACCACGGUGAAGAUGUAGAAGAAAGCAAGGUUGGAAAUGGUGUUCAUGAGAAUAGUGGGUCUGUAAUAUUUACUCAACAUGUAACAGAUAUUUAUACACACACUGCACAGCAGAAUGCUAGAAGUCAUGUGACUAAUUUAGAAAUGCUCAGAGUUAACCUGCAUGCAAUGGUGAAUGGGAAUCACACCCUCCUUGCAACUGGUGAUGUUUAUCUGGCUGAUACAACACCCAGUACACAGCAGGUCACGCCCUCUGCUCCUCCUAUUUCCCCUCCCCCACCCCCACCUGUUACCUUGAUACCUGAACAAGACAAUGUGUCGCAACCAAUAGGACAUGAUUUCAAAAUGCCCUCCAAAAAUGCACCCCAAAUGCUUGGUUAUGGGAAUCAGACUUCUUUAGUGUCUCCACCCCUUUCUUCUCACCAAACUCCUCCCACUUCAACUGGACCCACCUUUCAGCAUGCAAAUGAUAACCAAGAGCAAAAGUUUCCACAAUUUACACCACCUGCACAGCAGCUUGGAAUAGGAAACCAGCAAGCUUUUGUACCACCACCGCCUCCACCACCACCAGAGGCCGGGAAACAGUCAGUAAGAAACUCUGUGUCUGAUGAAAUCAAAAGAAAGUCUGCUUCUUUACCUGCUAGACCUGUCGCCUUAUUUACUGCGGAGAUGAUGAAAUCUCAACGAAGCACACUUACACCUGCCCAGGCAAGGACGGCUAUUGACAAUAGUUCUAAGAGUGAUUUUAUAACUGAAUUGAAGCAGGCAACCAAAGGUCCUGCCUUACGUAAAACCUCUAAAAGUUCAGAACCUGGGGCAAAACCUUUGACCCCAGCUUUGACCUUUACCUCGGGACUGAAGACUGUUGCCAAGGGCAAUAAUGCCAAUGGAGAUUCAAAGGACUCAAAAUUAGAAUUAACUGGUGAAUGGGACCCCAAAAAUUUUGUGGACAAAGUGCCGAACAGAAAUGACCUUCCUGCCUGGAAAGUCCAGCUUCAGGCUCGACAGAUUGCUGAGAAAGCUAUGAAAGAAACCCUGGAAGUCAGGAAGAUUGAGGAGCGAGAGUCUAGGUUUAAGAACAUGCCUGCGUGGAAAAGAGCACUUGUGGAGAAAAAAGAAAAAGAGGCAGAGGCCAGACUUGAGGAAGAAAAACGUUUACAAGAGCAGCAGCAACAGAAAAAGGCGGGAAAUAAACGUGUACCAGCAGUGAAUGUUCAGCCGAAAACAGGAGAUAGCGGCACGUUAGCCCCAUGGCAACAGGAAGUUCAACGAAGAUAAAAUCUUCAUCCCUGACAAUUAAAUGUGUAUUGCAUACAUGUAUAUUAAGUGUAUUAAAGUCAAUUUAAGUGUUCUUAAAAGAAACUCGAGACUUGACUUACGAGUUAAGAGAUUGUAUUACAUGACUUAACCUAGUUAAGUGAAAUUCAUUUGAAAUCAUCUUAAUUGUAUAAAAUGAAAGUUUAACUCAAAUUUUACUGAAGU